UUUGGAUCAUGUACCGCAUGAAGCUGGGUUUGUAACAGAUUCCCCUCACGGGUAAUUCAUGAGAACAGAACCAUGCAGCACUUCUAUGAUUUGAAGUCCAGUCUGUGGAACUCCACCUCCAGAUCUGAGCAGAUACAGUGCAACGCUUUCAACCGCUUCCCGUCAUUCAAUCUAAACCUCCGUCGUCCUGGACGCUCCAACCACACCACACCGGCCAACAACAUUGAGCUUGUCACCCCAAAGGUCAAAGAAUGCACUCAAAAUGUCACAGAAAAAGUUACACAGGUACUGUCUCUAGGUGCCGAUGUUUUGCCUGAGUACAAGCUCCAAGCUCCAGACAUUCAUAAGUGGAUCGUGUUGCACUACAGUCCCUUCAAAGCCAUGUGGGACUGGAUCAUUCUUCUGCUAGUGCUCUACACAGCCAUCUUCACACCCUACUCAGCCGCCUUCCUCCUCAAUGAGCCGGAAGAAGGGAGGAGACCCCCGUGUGGUUUCGCUUGUAACCCUCUCAAUUUAGUAGACGUGAUAGUGGACGUUCUGUUCAUCAUAGACAUCCUGAUCAAUUUCAGGACCACGUACGUAAAUCGCAACGAUGAAGUGGUGACCCAUCCCAAACGCAUCGCCGUCCACUAUAUUAAAGGCUGGUUUCUCAUCGACAUGGUGGCCGCUGUUCCUUUUGACAUGCUCAUCUUCAGAUCUGGGUCAGAUGAGACGACAGCCACUAUCAUUGGCCUGCUGAAGACAGCCCGGCUGCUGCGAUUGGUCCGUGUGGCCCGGAAAUUGGAUCGAUACUCUGAGUAUGGAGCUGCAGUUUUAUUCUUGCUCAUGUGUACCUUUGUGCUUAUCGCUCAUUGGCUGGCCUGUAUCUUGUACGCCAUUGGCCACGUGGAGAGGCCUUACAUGAAGACGGGUUGGUUGGAUAAUCUGGCCGAUCAGCUGGGAAAGCAUUAUAAUGACAGUGAUGCCAGCUCCGGACCCUCCACUCAGGAUAAAUACAUCUCCGCGCUCUAUUUCACCUUCAGCAGUCUCACCAGUGUCGGAUUUGGGAACCUCUCUCCUAACACCAACUCUGAGAAGAUUUUCUCUAUCUGCGUCAUGCUCAUUGGCUCCCUCAUGUAUGCCAGCAUAUUUGGGAAUGUCUCAGCAAUAAUUCAGAGGCUUUAUUCGGGAACGGCGCGCUAUCAUACGCAGUUGCUCCGAGUUAAAGAGUUCAUCCGCUUCCAUCGGAUACCUGGAGAUCUGAGACAGAGACUGGAGGAAUAUUUCCAGCGUGCGUGGUCCUACACAAACGGCAUUGAUAUGAAUGCAGUCUUGAGAGGUUUUCCAGAAUGUUUGCAAGCUGACAUUUGCCUGCAUCUCAAGCGCAGUCUUCUGCAGAACUGCAGAGUGUUUCGCGGGGCAAGUAAAGCGUGUCUCAGAGCUCUCGCCAAGCACUUUAAAACCACCCACUACCCACCUGGAGACACCCUCUAUCACCACGGCGAUAUGCUCAAAGCCCUCCACUUCAUCUCUCGUGGAAGCAUUCAGGUGUCACGUCAUAACAUAGUGCUUGCCAUACUGGGAAAGAAUGAUAUAUUUGGCGAGCCCAUAAACCUGUGGGCGGACCCUGGUCACUGCAAUGCCGAUGUUACGGCGCUCACCUACUGUGACCUUCACAGUAUCCGAAGAGAUGACCUCCUGGAGGUGCUGGACAUGUAUCCAGCCUUUGGCGAGAGCUUCUGGAGGAACCUAGAAAUCACAUUCAACCUACGAGACAUGAUCCAAAUGCUGCCCAGUGAAAACUCAGCUCGCGGUUACCAUGCAAACCGGGUACGACACCGCAAAAACUCGCUGGACAGGCGCAACAGGCCAGAUGGAAUGGAUCAGAGCGACCCCUCUGGGAUGUGUUGGACACUGGGUCAUCAUCAUAUACCAGUCACUCAUGCGCACUGGGAGGAGAUGUGCAGCUGCGGUAGCUCCAGGUCCAGUCUUAACAGUGAGCUGUGCUCCUCUGAAGCCGAACAUCUGGACUUUCCCUCUCCUGCGGUCAGACUCAUACCACCAUGCGAUGCUUCUGGGGUCAGCGCAGUGUCUGGCAUGGACAGGGUGCACUUUGCCCAUCCGUCCGGGUUGUAUCAUUGCUGGCUUGAUCAUCAGUCAGCUCAAUAUCCUGAAGAGUCUCGACACAUCUCUUGUGUUCCUCUUUGUUCAGAUCAUCAACACAGCGAACUUGAGUCCAGACUGGAGCCGAGUCAGCUUAACAGACUUGAGACAAGAAUGACAGCAGACAUCAAUGUGAUCCUCCAGCUCCUUCGGCGACAAAUUCCCUCCGUGCGUCCAGCGUACAGUCACACUCCUGACCCCGCCACGCUGUAUGGAAGCAGUACACCAGUACUUCACACUUUGUACCCUAUGUCAAACAUUCAACUAGACUGUAGAACCACCACCAUACAGACUCCAGCCCAGCCAGACUCCAUCUUCAGGUCAAACUCUCAGGGUUCUCUGUCCAGUGGUAUUCACAUGGGAGCUGCAUCAGAUGACUGUUUACCUGCCAAACUAGAAAGCAAACCCAUGGCAGCCCCGAGUCUUCAGCCUAACAUAAGCGGUGCAUCCCUCCGGUUUCUUUCUUUGCCUGUCAGCCUGGACACUUCACACCCGAAAGGAAUUCAAAAACACACGUCUGACCCUGCCUUACCGGUCAGCUGAAACCCUCAACACACCAUUUACAGUCAUCUGCAGAAAGAAGCAAUAGUGGAGCCUGACAUGAGAUCAUCUGGAUAUAAAGCAUUAAAGGACAGAAUCCAAAAAGCAUGGAAGGCGUCUCAACGUUAAGAUCUGGAAAUUCAGUCAUCAACUAAUCAUUCCGUCACGCCUUGAGAGUCAGAGAAAACAACGAGAGAUAAACACAGAACGAAUAACCUUUCGAAAGACUUCAAUGAACUCAUGUACUUCUGCACACGAGCCUGUAUCAUUACACAAACUACAACAAGUACGCGAU
This is a messenger RNA of Triplophysa rosa, 2977 nucleotides long. It is a transcript of the gene kcnh6b, whose product is annotated as potassium voltage-gated channel, subfamily H (eag-related), member 6b. NCBI's taxonomy places the organism in Eukaryota, Metazoa, Chordata, Actinopteri, Cypriniformes, Nemacheilidae. The record is from RefSeq and is a predicted model, not a curated record. Gene Ontology annotation, biological process: membrane repolarization during action potential; regulation of ventricular cardiac muscle cell membrane repolarization; potassium ion transmembrane transport. Gene Ontology annotation, molecular function: inward rectifier potassium channel activity. Gene Ontology annotation, cellular component: membrane.